AUGUUUUCUCAUUUCUUUCACAUUGUCGCCAUAUUUUUUCCCUCUGUUCAAUGCUCUUUUUAUGAUUUCUUCAUCUUUCUACCUCCCUUUACUUUUCCUUUAUUUUUUUUCAUCCGCCAUCUUGUAUUCGCUUGUAUAUUUCUCUUGUUUUUCAUUUCUUUUUUUCUAUUAUUUCCUAAUUCAAACUUCAUUUCUUCUUUUCCUUUGUAUAUCUUUUUUUCUUUCUACUUUAUUUCUUCAUUAGUUUAUUUAUUUUAUUUACUUCUUUCAUUAUUUUUUCUUAGAUUCCUUUUAUUCGUUCUAUAUUCUUCUUUCUUUCUUUUAAUACUAUUUAAACGCUUUAUACCUUCUAUCUUCCCUCACUUACUCCAUUCCUUCGUUUCUUUCUCUUUCUUUCUUUCUUUCUUUCUUUCUUUCUUUCUUUCUUUCUUUCUUUCUUUCUUUCUACCUUCCACUAUUUUUUGCAUUUUUCUUUCUUUCUUCCUUUCUUUCUUUCUUUCUUUCUUUCCUUCCUUCCUUCCUUCCUUCCUUCCUUCCUUCCUUCCUUCCUUCCUUCCAUCCUUCCUUCCUUCCUUCCUUCCUUCCUUCCUUCAUUCUUUUUCCGACGAAAAUUUCUUUUGUUCUAAAGUUGCAUUUUUCUUUCUUUCUUUCUUUCUUUCUUUCUUUCUUUCUUUCUUUCUUUCUUUCUUUCUUUCUUUCUUUCUUUCUAACCUUUACGAAUAUAUAAACGCUUUAUUCCUCUCUUCUUUCUUUCUUUCUUUCUUUCUUUCUUUCUUUCUUUCUUUCUUUCUUUCCUUCUUUCCUUCCUUCCUUCAUUCUUUUUCCGACGAAAAUUUCUUUUUGUUCUAA
Molecule: messenger RNA, 849 nt
Organism: Acanthosepion pharaonis
Lineage: Eukaryota; Metazoa; Mollusca; Cephalopoda; Sepiida; Sepiidae
Source: the annotation of a GenBank genome assembly